This is a messenger RNA of Acanthaster planci (crown-of-thorns starfish), 3003 nucleotides long. RefSeq names its product glutathione S-transferase-like. NCBI's taxonomy places the organism in Eukaryota, Metazoa, Echinodermata, Asteroidea, Valvatida, Acanthasteridae. Gene Ontology annotation, biological process: glutathione metabolic process. The record is from RefSeq and is a predicted model, not a curated record. Gene Ontology annotation, cellular component: cytosol. Gene Ontology annotation, molecular function: glutathione transferase activity.
UGCCAAGCCUGCCAGCCUCGAAUUUUUUUUCCCGCGGCGAGAUAGUAUCUCGAAUUUUUUUUUUUGCGAAUGGCCCUUAUAGUUAUAGUGUCAAAAUACAUGAACCGCGGAUUUUCUUCACAUAGGUAUGGGUGAUCAAAAAACAUGAAUUAUUCAUUAGGCCUAUUGCUGAACUCCAAUGACCCAGCAUACACACGUGCACACACACGUGAAGAUAUGACGUAGAGUGCAUACGGUACACAGCAGUACAUACAUGUACAUGGUGCCGGCCGGUGCAGGAGCUCGAUGGAGUAGGACUGGACCACGCAUUGGACGCAAACACUUAAGAUGUCACAGUACAGAGUGCUAUAUUUCAACAUUAAAGGCCCAGCUGAUCCGACUGCUGCUGCAUGACCAGGGUAUUGCAUUCACCGAUGAUGUCAUUGACAAGAAAGACUGGCCAGCUAUGAAACCCACUCUGAAUUUGGCAUUUGGUCAGAUGCCAGCUUUUUGGGAUGGUGAUUUCCAACUAGUUCAGACAGGUGCCAUACUGCGCUACCUGAGUCGCAAACAUGGUACAUAUGGAUCCAAUGACACUGAGGCAUCUUUGAUUGACAUGGCUUAUGACGGAAUUGAGGAUUUCUACCAACGUUAUAUUCGUAUGGUGUAUGAUAACUUUGCAAAUAGAAAAGAAAAAUUCCUUGCUGAGAUGGUUCCUAAUGUGAUUCUUCCAACUUUACAGAAACUGCUGAUGACAAAUAAGAACGGUGAAGGUUUUCUUGUUGGAGACAAGAUAUCCUUUGCAGAUUACCAUCUAUUUCAGUUCCUGGAUGCCUUGAUGGGGCUUUCUGCCUCAGCUUGUCUGGAGGCAUUUCCAGUCAUGAAGGCCUACUAUGAACGCAUAAAGGCCCGACCAGGCAUCAACAAGUUCCUUGCCAGUGACCUGAACCAGAAGCGGACUUUCAACAACGCCGGCCAUUAGUACAGUGGCAACUGGGUUAAGCAGAUACUAUUUGCCAACCUACACUGUAUGCAUUGGGUGAGUAUCCCUUUAUUUUCUGAAAAUGAGCAUUAGUGAAAUGUAACUUGUGCAUUGGUAAUCGAGAAUCACUAUACCGAACGACCUCUAUUGCGAAUAUAUUUUGUGGACCCCGUUGCCUUCGUUAACAAAUUAACACCCCUGAACAAGCAGUGUAGUGGUCCAGCACUCCUUGAAGGAUUGGAUAUUUCUCUCCGUAUAAGUAAAUACAUUCUGGAGUUUUUCUGCCUUUCUAUAGAUAUGUACAUGUAGCAUUCCUUAACUUUCAUAUCGCUGUUAUUGAAAAAAAUAUAUAUUUGAAGUCAUCAUGUUCACUAGGGUUCCCUAUCUUUAAUUUACGUGCUGUUUAGGCAUAGAGGAAAGACACAGGAGUUUGAACUGCCCAGGCUGUAACAUCUGGCCAAUUACAGCUUUCUGGCAUGCCUGGUAUGUCCAUAGCCAGAGCGCAGCGAACGCUUGUUAAGCACCAUCUGUUUUGCAACCACGAAACCCCUUUGUACCCUGUGAUCACCGCCGCUAUUUGUUGCUGGUAAUAUACAUCCUUAAAACUAGUGCACUGAGGUGUAGAAAAUUGAAUAGUCAUGUAUUUGUUGGCGCUUGGCAUGAUCUCAUGAAUGACAACAUCAAGUUUUAUGCUUGCACAGUUGCUUGCAUUACACUUUGUGCCCUAAAUUUAUAUGUGCAGUCAUUGCCCUCAGUGACCACUUUCUUCUGGAUUUAUUUUGGGAAUUAAUAGCCAAGUUGUUUAUAAGAAAUUGGGUUUUAUUUGAAUCAUUUUUAUUGUGGCAUUUGUACAAAAGGGUAUUUUAUGAGAUUUCAUGAUCACUCCUUGUUAUGAACUUAACCGUCCAGUGGCGGUCAACAUGUUGUUGGCCAGACUUGGCCAAAUUCGUUCAAAAACUUUGAAAACUGAUGCUUUGGAGAGACAGAAUAAAGUUACAAACAUUGCAUGGAUAAUGGAACCGUGUAUCAAAAUAAAAAAGUUUAUUUACGAUGGCAAAAGUAGAUCUAAUGUUGAAGGUUUCCUGGCCACGGCAAUAAGUUGCAGGUAGCUGCAAACAAAACGCAUCAAAUUUUCUUAGGAUAUUACUGGCCCCACUACGGCUAAGCUGCAAGCAGUAAUCAGGCAAUUUUGGAAUGUUUACUCGUUUGUCUAACCUGGCGGCAAUGCUCAUCGAGCACUUUGAAGUGCCAGAGUUGUAACUCCUGUGUCCUUCCUACAUGCCUAGACCCACCAGAAUCGGAGUUAAACUGCCUGAGAUAUUCCUUUUAUGUCUAACAUGAUUAUUCUAAAUAGUCUCCUUUUGUUUAGUAGUUGGUUAUAUAAGGAUUUGAAUUUCCAGUCCCUGCAGAGUGCCAUAUUAACUUGUGUGGGAGUGGUGGUGUUGAGGAUGAAGCUACAUGUACGUUAAACAUGAUGGAAACUGAGACCUCAAGAGCUACCUGACAAGGAAAUUUACCGAGUGCCCACCAUUUCUGUCAAUUUACUACAUUGUAUUACGAAUUGCCAAGACCCCAGGGUUUUUGGUCUGGCACUCUCAAACUUUUAAUUCACAUGGCAUGCAUUUUCACAGCAUGUGUUGAAGUAUUUUGCCUUAUUCUGUAUGCUUUUCAUUGUUGACGUUUGUAUCACCAUAUCAAGUUUUUCUUGAACUGGAGUUUGUUCAAAAUGUUCGGUUCGCUUAAAUGCGUGCAUUCUGUACAGUUUGGUUUAUAACACGCGGUUUUCAGGCUGUGGGUUAAGUUCAUUUUAAGGAAUGAAUUCCACCCAAAUUUUAAUAUCGUUAUUUUUGUAUAGUUUGAGUCUUGUUUGGUUUUGUUCAUAAUUUUUGUUAUUUUUGUUUUGCUUUGAGCAGUUUGCAAUUUUUUUAUUCCAUUUAAAANAACUUCAUCUGUUCAAUUCAUUUAAUUCAAAGUUCAUUCCUGGUGUUGGUAUUUUGAAGCCUUUUUAGAAUUAAAAUAUGUUUAAAAUUUCUUAAUCAUGA